Messenger RNA from Phoenix dactylifera (date palm), 2060 nucleotides. Its product is annotated as pyridoxin (pyrodoxamine) 5'-phosphate oxidase. The record is from RefSeq and is a predicted model, not a curated record. NCBI's taxonomy places the organism in Eukaryota, Viridiplantae, Streptophyta, Magnoliopsida, Arecales, Arecaceae. Gene Ontology annotation, molecular function: FMN binding; pyridoxamine phosphate oxidase activity. Gene Ontology annotation, biological process: pyridoxine biosynthetic process.
GAUACAAAUGUUAUCGACUUUGAAGGCCACAGCCCGACUGAUGCCAUCGCACUGCCUCCUCUCGAAGCUUCUGGGUCCCACUCUCUCCUUCUCCUCCGCCUUCGCCGCCGCCGCCGCCGCCGCCGCCGCCCCGAUUACGUCCCCAUAUACCCUCCGCCGGCCAUCUCCGACGCCCUCUCGUCUUCCUCUUUGGGCUCUGAGAAGGCCGGGUUCCGUCUCCCGCUGUGCCUUUCCUCUGCCGGCUUCUUCUCGCGGCCUCUCUUCGGGAGGAGGGAUGGGGGACCACGCCGUGUCGUAUCUCUCCCAGAAGGAUGCGGCGGAGAUCGACGAGAUCCUCAUGGGCCCUCUUGGCUUUAGCGUCGAUCAGUUGAUGGAAUUGGCGGGACUGAGCGUAGCCACCUCGAUAGCGGAGGUCUACAAAUUAAGUGAAUACAAUCGCGUUCUUGCUAUCUGCGGCCCAGGAAAUAAUGGUGGUGAUGGCCUGGUAGCUGCUCGUCACUUGCAUCACUUUGGAUAUAAACCAUUUGUUUGUUACCCAAAACGGACGUCCAAACCUCUCUACACUGGCCUUGUUACCCAGCUGGAAUCACUGUCAAUCCCAUUCUUGUCUGUUGAAGACCUGCCUCAGAAUCUAUCAGAUGAUUUUGACCUUAUUGUGGAUGCAAUGUUUGGUUUCUCAUUUCAUGGUCAGCCAAGGCCACCUUUUGAUGUUCUUAUCCAAAGGCUUGCUUCAUUGAGUGGUAUUGACAAUGGUUUUAAAAGAAAACUGGCAAUUGUUUCUGUUGAUGUUCCUUCUGGGUGGCAUGUUGAAGAGGGAGAUAUCAAUGGAGAAGGAAUUAAACCCGACAUGCUGGUAUCAUUAACUGCUCCAAAGCUCUGUGCAAAAAAAUUCAUCGGCCCCCACCACUUUCUAGGGGGUAGGUUUGUUCCACCAUCCAUUGUAAAUAAGUAUGGACUUAACCUUCCUCCAUAUCCUGGCACUUCGAUGUGUGUGAGAAUUGGAAAACCCCCAUCAGUCGACAUCUCAUCACUGAGAGAAAACUAUAUUUCUCCUGAACUUCUUGAAGAUCAGGUGAUGGCUGACCCUGUAGAUCAGUUCCAUAAGUGGUUUGACGAAGCAGUUGCUGCUGGUUUGCAAGAGCCUAAUGCUAUGGCCCUAUCAACUUCUGGGAGGGACGGAAAAUCGUCAUCACGAAUGGUCCUGCUGAAAGGAGCUGAUAAACAAGGAUUUGUUUGGUAUACCAAUUAUGGAAGCCGGAAGGCUCGAGAAUUGUCAGAAAAUCCUCAUGCCUCACUUCUUUUCUACUGGAACUCUCUUCAUCGCCAGGUUAGAGUAGAAGGGACUGUUCAAAAGGUUUCUGAUGAGGAAUCUGAAAGGUACUUCCAUAGUCGUCCUCGAGGAAGUCAGCUCGGAGCAGUAGCUAGCAAGCAGAGUACUGUUCUAGCUGGAAGGCAUGUGCUAUCCCAAGCAUUCAAGGAUUUGGAAGAAAGAUACUCUGAUGGGAGCUUGAUUCCUAAACCAGAGUAUUGGGGAGGCUACAGACUAACACCAACAGUCUUCGAAUUUUGGCAAGGACAACCUUCUCGCCUGCAUGAUCGGCUGCAGUAUUCGCUGAGAGAGGUAGAUGGGAAACAAGUUUGGCAUAUUGAAAGGUUGUCCCCAUGACUAGCACCCUCACUUUCUGCCCUUUAACAAUAAGGAAUGACCUUAUUGAAUCCUUUUCAUUAUAACUUCUUCGCCUGUGAGAUCCACCAAAACUUUUCACAGCAUGGAAUGGUGCCCUGUGUUUGGUUUUGUUAACUUUAUCACUUUGGACCUUCUUCUUUGAGAUAUAUUCUCCAUGAAAGGUGUCGAACAAAAGCAUCCAAUGGCUACUGAGUGUGAGCCCGCCAUCUGAGUUGCUGUUGUGAUCUGGAGAUCCGAAGCUCCCUGCUGGUCCUGAAUGACAGCCUUGUGUGGCUGCCUUCAUCAAAGUAAAAAAAAAAAAGAGUAGACAGCUUUGUGUGGCUGCCAUUGGCACCCCACCAGCCUUCCAUGAUCCCAAAAUUUAAUUUUUUUA